AUGGAGGGUCUUUCGGCGAUAAGCUGCUGCAGCCUGUGCUGCUCAGCAACAGCCGCAGCAGCAAACCAGCAGCAACAGCAGCAGCACCUGGGGCAGCAACAAACCAGCAGCAACAGCAGCAAAGCAGCAGCAGCAUCAGCAAACCAACAGCAGCAGCAGCAGCAGCAGCAGCAGCAGCAGCAAACCAAGAGCAGCAGCAGCAGCAGCAGCAGCAGCAGGACUGACCUCGAAGAGCAGCCACAAAUAAAAGGUGGAUUGGCUGCUGGCGUUUUUGAAGAAGAAAACAACAAAAGAAACAUCCAAAGACAGCAGCAGCAGCAGCAGCAGGAAAAGCCGAAUCACCAAAGAAGCCCGAGGCACUCCCGCCUCAAACACCUGCAGCAGCAGCAGCAGCAGCAGCAGCAGCAGCAGCAGCGGGGGAUGAACAAGCUGCCGUCGCUGCAGCAGCAAACCCGCAGCAAUCCUCCUCCCCCCCGUGCAGCUCGCGUGCUGCUGCUGCUGCUGCUGCUGCUGCUGCAGCAGCAGCAGCAGCAGCAGCAGCAGCGGGGGCGUUUCUGCGUCUGCGGGCUCGUUUUUUUCGGCGUUUUCUGGGCUGCAGCAGCAGCAGCAGCUGCUGCUGCUGCUGCUGCUGCUGCUGCUGCUGCAGCUCACGGAAUUUCCCUUGAUUUGGAGAACAAUGUGCAUCACUUUUGCUGUUAUCAAAAACAGCAAAUGCUUCGACAGCAGCAGCGGCGAUAA
Messenger RNA from Eimeria necatrix, 738 nucleotides. RefSeq lists its product as hypothetical. Lineage: Eukaryota; Apicomplexa; Conoidasida; Eucoccidiorida; Eimeriidae. The transcript has a single exon. The record is from RefSeq and is a predicted model, not a curated record. The coding region runs from base 1 to 738 and encodes 245 amino acids.